Molecule: messenger RNA, 1325 nt
Organism: Cynoglossus semilaevis (tongue sole)
Lineage: Eukaryota; Metazoa; Chordata; Actinopteri; Pleuronectiformes; Cynoglossidae
Gene: ndufaf1
Product: NADH:ubiquinone oxidoreductase complex assembly factor 1
Exons: 5
Coding region: 296-1243 (315 amino acids)
Biological process (GO): mitochondrial respiratory chain complex I assembly; mitochondrial electron transport, NADH to ubiquinone
Cellular component (GO): mitochondrion
Source: RefSeq, a predicted model, not a curated record
AGGAAAGAAAACGCUGGUGCACCAAAACAGGGGUUCCUGACUUCACAACGGGUUGACCUUCCAAUGUGUGGCUGACUGCUGUCUGUUAAAUGUGAAUAUUCCAGUGCUUUCGAACGUUUGGUGAAGAUAAUUAAAAUCAUGGUUUCGGCAACAAUGGACUUAUGAGCGAGUAUAAAGUUAUUGAGUUGUUAACAAAGGCGUCGUAAAUGUGUCGGUCCGCAGUGACGGUGUCCGCGAAGAUAUUGCAGCUCAAUACUGCAUGACCAGCCAGUGAAUCUUCCAAAUCCACACUAAAAUGUCCCUGACAAAGAUGACACGUCUUCCUUUAGCAAGACUGCUGAGCUCCAUUCACCUGCAGCAGCAGCAGCUGCUGCCCCUUCUCCAUCCUUCCAUCUCUCCCAUCACCUCUAUUCCCAGAAGAUGUGCAUUACAUAGUGAAUACAGGCGGCCCGGAAAGCCCAGAGAAUACAAGAGGCCUUGGGAUUUAAGGAAUUUUGACUUCAAGAAGGCUGUGGCUGUGUUAAAAGAACACUUCACACUGCUGCAAUCUGAGGUUCAUGACCGCAUUGUCGUAGGCCCUGAGGGAAGACCGCUGAUUGAGCACAUGCUGGAGCAGAACAGGGUGGUUUGGGAGUUCAGAGGUCCAGAGAGUCUGAAAGAGUGGACGGUCUCCUCUGAUCGUGAGAUUGGAGGUCAAAGUGAAAUCUCGUUGACACUUGGAAAACACAAUACAUGUUUUCUCCACGGGACCCUAAACACAACUCCACCAAGGGACGGAGAGACGCGUUACAGUGGUUACUGCACCGUGCGCUCAAAACAACCAAAGUAUUCAUUUGACAGAAAGAAGCACCAUGAUUGGACCAGCUUCAACUCCUUACACCUGAGAGUACGUGGUGAUGGACGUCCAUGGAUGAUCAACAUCGCUACUGAAAACUAUUACACACACCAGAAAGAUGACCUGUACCAUUAUUUCAUGUUCACCAGAGGAGGCCCAUACUGGCAGGAUGUUAAGAUCCCUUUCUCAAAAUUCUUCUUGGCACAGCGUGGGAGGGUACAAGAUGACCAGCAUCCACUCUGGUUGGACAAGAUUAACACCAUCGGAUUUACACUUGGAGAUAAUGCAGACGGUCCAUUUCAACUAGAGAUCGACUUCAUCGGCGUCACCAACGAUUACGCCCACACUGAAGAGUUUGCCUAUGAACAUUAUAAGAAGAAUCCUGAAGUUAAAUCCAAACUGUCAUAACACUGCAAAUUAAACAUCAGAUUUAAUUUUUAAUUAUUCUGUGUAAAUUCUUCUAAUGCUGCCAAUAAACAAUCUCUCAGUG